Molecule: messenger RNA, 7402 nt
Organism: Pocillopora meandrina
Lineage: Eukaryota; Metazoa; Cnidaria; Anthozoa; Scleractinia; Pocilloporidae
Source: the annotation of a GenBank genome assembly
UUUACUUUUACGUAGGAAAAAUAAUUAUUUAUAAAAUUCAACUGGGGAACUUAUGACAUAAUUUACGGUAACUUAGUUCAUUGGUUUUUGAUUGAUUGCUGCUUUAAUCUGAAAUUCAUUGGGACGUGUUUUAGUCUCAAGUGAAGAGAAAUGAGUAAAAAUGGCGAAGGUCCUGAAGAAGGUGAAUCUUCAUCUUCCAAUUCCAAGAGAAGCGGAUCACCAAGUAAACCUCCAAGACCUCCUCCUCCAUUGAACUGCUCGAAAUUGCAGCGUCUUUCAAGUAUUGAAAAGCAUCUAGAAACUCUGCAGCCGUUAAAGGCCGAUCGAGUUCGCUGGUUUGUGAAAGAAGACAAGAAAUGGAUUCCUUUUAAUGGCUCUGAUUCGUUGGCUAUUGAACGACGCUAUCGUCAAAUCAUGGAUUUUGAGAGCCGGGUUGAGGACAGCACAAAGCUCCUCAAUACUUCUCCGAUUUAUGAAAUGCCAGUUGUCAAAGGAGGCUUGUAUGAGGUGGAUGUUUUUGCUAGGGAAUGUAAACCUAUAUACUGGAAAGGUAGGUGAAGGUUGUGAAAACAAUCGCUAAAUCAGCCUCAACCAAUAAAUGAAUAAAAAGAACGUGCUGUGUUGAGGUCUUGAUACAACACAAUACAAUGUAUUUCAUCAUAUCUGUCGUUCUUUUCACAAUGAUAAAACCAAAGCCAGGGAAUUUAACGGCCUAUAAUCAAGAGAGAGAAAAAAAAAAAAAUGUUUGCAUGGGAGAAAAACAAGAAUUUGAAAUAAAUUGAUCUUGAAUUGAAUUAUAUUUGUAGUUCAUUGAUAUGAAACAAAGCAACAAGAGACUAACAUAGAGCUGAUAAUGGUAAUAAGCACAAAAAAAAAUAAGUGAAGUUUGCAGAAUGUCAUUAAUAGAGUUCUUUGCAUGGAUUAUUUAAAUUGCACGAGAUAUUUUUGGUGGUAUAGAACAGGGAUAUUAUUAUAUUGCUGGUGAGAUGAAAUUUGGUUGAAUUACAAUUUAAUUUCAUUGUUCAAAUAGAUGACAGUCUGCCAGUUUGUCGAGGAACUUGGUUUACUGGGACCUCUUCACUUGAUACAUGGCAGCCUCUUUGUGAGGAUGAUAGUGAGCAGAUUGAAAAGUCUCACCAGAGUAUGCUUAGGGCUAUGGUGAGUCAGUCAGUGGCUUUUGCUAUUGUUGUUGUUUUCAUUGGAGGACAGGGAGCUGUAUAAUAACACUCUCUAAAUUUCAAGGAUUACCAUGUGGUAUCCUCAAUACUGAGCUUUUUUUAAAUUGUUGAGUGCAAUAGAAAUUUGGAUUACCACUCUACUAAUGUGAAAAGAAAUAAAACCUGAACCAAUUUGAAUGGCAAACCAUCUAUUUAGGGUCAGUAAACCAUAAUUAAUCUAUUCAGCUACAAAAAAAUUAGGAACUUUUGCAGUUAUUAGGGUGUCUCCAGGUAAAGGAUGAGGAAACCAUUUAUUAUUUUUGUCUUCAAGGGUUUCCAAGUAGAAAUAAACGACAAUGAUAAAGCAGCUCCUGAAAGGCAAGGUGAGCUUACUCUUAAAAAUAUUGUAUACAGUGAUCCAGCAUGAAAAUCAACACAACACAGUCAACUGUCCCAUCAGAUUGUUAAAAGAAAUUAAUUGAUAAGCGAUAAAAAGUCCUUGAGGGAACAAAAUACAGAGUUUUACAAGAGCUUUGCUAUGCACAUGUUUUGAAUAAAGUUAUUGUGUUAAAUAUACAUUUAAAACAAAAUUAGUGUAUACAUUGAUCAUGCAUAAACAUAUGCCUUUUGUCAGAGACACUUAACUGGGGAAAUGACUUUUAGAGCUUACUGGUUCAACCACAGCUCAUUUUCAUUUUGCUUCUCUGCCUUAUUGUUUGACUAGAUGUAUGUUUGUUUGGUUUCUUUAAAACUACAGUACUCAGCCGACUCAACUUGGAAAAUUGUCAUGUGGAAUGGAAUGAAAUUGGUGAUGUGUGGUUGUAUUGGGAUGAUGUCAAAUCCAGAAUAAUUAGAAAUGUUGGUGAAAGGAUUGGAUUCUCAUCAGGUAAAGAAACAAAAAAUAUUACCAAGAAUGGAGUACAAUCCUAUUUAAGGGGGAAGUGGUCAUACUUGUUGUGAUGCUAUAAAAAGAACAAAGGACCCAGCUGGUCUGCCACAUGUACAUGUGGCCUGCUUAUUUCACCUCAUUUGACCAUGAUUUCCAAUGAAAAAUUUUACAAUUAUUGAAGAAAUUUGUGUAGCAGCCAUUCACAAGUUUUUUAGUUGAGGUGAAGUCUUAAUUCAUGUGUAAGUAACCAGCUUAGAUGCAUGAAUGGAUUCUAUGCCCAGGAUUUGCUCAAAGAUUCACAUGAAAAUCAUGGAAUAACUUGGGGAUUUUAAAUGAAAGGUUCCUUGUCUUGCACAUUAUCUAAUGAAACAAAACAGUGUCCAUUAUAAAGGGGGUCAGUUUCUAAGCAAACUGUGGUGCUGCGGCAGUGAGAGAGUACAACAGGGUGAUGUUCAAAGUAUCAUCAACUGGGUUGAUAAUGUAAAUUAACCACCAUAAUGAGUUGAAAAGCUGACAUUUUGAGCAUUAGCCCUUUGUUAGUGUCCAUGAUAACCUGGCCGAUUACUCUGUUAUAUAUGCCAAGUGUAAUUUUGAAGUGAUUGAUAGCCUUGCUUUUAUAGAGUAAUUUCAUGCCCUGAAUACGAGGUUUCAUGUCAUGUUCAUACAACUGUACAUGCACAAAGUAAUGUGAAAGAUGCAAUGGAUCUACAGCUGCCCCACUAAAUAGGAGGUUCAACUUCUGGAAGGGUCAAAAGGAGGGUGGAGUGAGUAGGAGGGGGGAGGGGUGGGUAGGAGAAGGGUGGGGUGGGGUGGGGUCAUUGUGGGAAAGACACCAAACUUUGACUGAAAACCUGUCAUUACCAGAAGUUCAAAUAAUUACCAACAAGCGUAACAAGGAAGCCUGAAAAAAAGCCAGAGAAGGAGGUAAUCUAAAAUGGAUCAGCAUCCUAAAGAGGAGGAGUUCUAAGCAAUGGAUGCUGAGUAAAUGGAUGUUUACUUUAUUGCAUCAGGUGCUGCAGCACAGAUUCACCGUGGAUACCACACAAAUGCUGACCCUGCUGACAAACCUCCUGACAUAUCUCAUUUGAUUUUUGUGGUUCAUGGAAUUGGACAAUUAAUGCGCAUGGGCAAUAUUGUCAAGAGCUGUGUUAGCCUUCAACAGUGUGCUGUAACAGUUUUAGAGAAACAUUUUACGGAUAAUCCACCUAAUCAGCGAGUGGAGUUCAUUCCAGUGGAAUGGAGAUCAUCACUUAAACUAGAUGAAGGUAAAAAAAAUUCACCUCCCCAGAGGUCAGUGAUGGUGAGAGAUGUGUUCUUCUAACAGUUAACAUUAAAGUCCUUAGAUCUGGUUUUAAAUUCUCCCCUCUAGCUGCUACACAUUUCCUGGUAAGUUAGUUGUAAGAAUUUAGUGUUUAAUCAAGUUACAACUUUAACCUGAUAAGUUUGAGUAUUCUAAUUAGCUGUUUGCAGGACAAUAUGUGGAUAUUUUCUCUUUCCACCCAGUGAAAUGAAAUAGGGGCAGUGAAAUGAAAUGAAAUGAAAUGUGAUGGGGGCAGGAAGGAGGUCGGUUUGGUCUGGCACACCAGUAAGUUCUUAUUAGCUUAGUGGUAGAGCAUUGGGCCACAGGAGCAAAGAUGUGAGGUUCAAAUGGUCAUUUGGAACAGAGAUAUUUCUUUGUCUCAUGCUCUGGUGUAAUUUCCACUUCCAUCAAGGUACAAUUGAGAGCAUAACACCUGCUUCAAUAUCAGGACUCAGGAAGAUUCUUAACACCAGUAUGAUGGACAUCAUGUAUUACACAAGUCCAUUUUACAGAUAUGAGGUAAGGGGCACCUUACCUGUGAGCCCUUUGAUCCCCAACGGUUAAUAGAAUCUAAAUUAUCUUUACAAUAAUACCCCUAAAUCACAAUUUGAGGUCAAGAGGAAAAAGGAAAUGAUUGCAAACUAAAGAAACUCUCAGUGGUCUUGACAACAAAUUCUCCUUCACAGCACUUUAGGAAAUGUGUAAAAAAUUAUAUGGAGAAUAUGCAUUCUGAUGUCAGAGUGUAAAAGGUUAACUCUUAAGAGUGACUAGCAGGUAAUUUCUCCUCAUAGUUUCACUUUACAAUCAAAUGUAAAGGUUACAAGAAAAAAGGAAAUGAUUCCACAGUCCCUCUCUCCACACAGGAUCACCAAUGAGUGCAUGCAAAAAUUGCAAUUGGUCAAUGGUUUGAAAAAAUGUCAAUCAGCAAUCAGUAGGUUUUUUUCCAGAACACACUGUUUAACAGAUUAGAACCUUGAAUGAGAAGAUGUGAAUGACGUGACUCCAAUUUGAUUUUGUAUUCUGUUUCAGAUCAUUGACAGUGUAAGAGAUGAAAUGAACCGUUUGUACACCAAAUUCUGCUCCAGGAAUCCUUCAUUUGUGGAAAGAAACGGCAAAAUUUCGAUAGUAGCCCACUCGUUGGGGAGUGUGAUUGCGUACGAUAUCUUAACACUUUGGGACAUCGAAACAAGACAUCUUUCUCCAGAUUCCACAGAAAGCACUGGCUUUCUUACAGAAAGCCUGCAGUACUUGCGGUCAAUAACCAGCAUGACGAGUAAUGAGAAGAAGGAGUCUGGGCCCGAGGGUAAGAGGAAAGAGAAUUUACGAGUUGAACUCGCUAAAGCUCGGAGCGAAGUGAUGAGGCUUGAGGCUAUGAUGACAAGUGAGGUGGAACACGAGAAACAAGAAGCUGAAAAAAGCUCAGGCGAAUGCCCUUUAGCGCUACGGUUCAAGGUAAGUUACCAGGCCUAGUCUCGCACCGAGACCUUUCACGGCCAAGCGGUUCAGUCACACGAUGGGAUCUGGGCACACGAUUAGACGUGGGCGUGAAGAAUUUCAGGGGAUCACAUGGUUUUUAGGUAGAACAGAGGGUGGAUCAGUAGUCGUCAACAGAGUAUAAAGGGGGAAAAACGAAAAUUGACUGCGAAUUAGGUGCCAAUUAGGGGGAAUCAUAUUAUUGAUACAAAACCUGAUAGGGAGGGAUCAGAUAAAUUUUUUUGUGACGCAAAGCUGAAUUUAAGCAAGUUUCCCACCCAGUUUGUGUUCUUUUAGGUUGAAAACUUAUUCUGUGUGGGAUCGCCGCUGGCAGUGUUCUUGACGCUACGAGGGCUCAGACCGCAAGACGACGUAGAAGAUCACGUGCUACCAAAGUCAGUUUGCAAACGUGUGCUGAAUAUUUAUCAUCCAGCUGACCCUGUGGUGAGAAAUUACAUUAUAUAAAGAUAUAUUUAAAGUUGUUAUAGCUUGAAGUCAGUGGUUGAAACCGUAUUGUGUGACAAUUUGAUUGAAAGCAAUGAAUACUUUCAUGUGAUACUGUUUAUUGUGCUGCACAAGGUGGGUCUAACUUUUAACGCUAGAGAUGAGACCGUAACGUUUGACCAUUCGAAUGAAAGCUACUGAGCAGUACUUUCAUAAGGUAUUGAUUACUAGGAUUUACCGGGUGGUUCCAACUUUUACUGCUUUUAUAAAUUUUUAAUCUGGGACGGUCCUCAAGCUUCCUUUAUAUAUUUUCAUGCAGCUAGUGUCUGAUGUUUUCUUUCCUUUGUUGUUGUUUUUUUUUUCAGUCAUUGUGAAUUUAUUCACGGGAAAGUAGAACCCAAUUAAAUUUGCGAAGCUCCCAAGAUGCGGCUUCGUGGCUCAUUCGGGUGGUAGAGUUCGCAUCUCGUCAAAGUCUGAGUUUUUUUUCUAGGCUUUUCUUCUGCAAACAGCUUGUCUUGCCUUUCUUUGCUUUUCUAAUUAUUAAUUACCAUAAGAAUCAAUUUUUUUUAUGUAUAAACAGGCUUACCGCUUAGAGCCUCUGUUAAGUUCAGACUACAGCAGCAUUCCUCCGGUACAACUACACCGCUACGACAGCAAACAGACAGGCUACACUGAAACCAAACCAGCUGGCAAGUCUGCCAAGUGGGGAGCCCUUUUUGCGGUAUAUCGAGCUGGUUUUUCCAAACAGAAAACAGACGAUGAAGCCAGUGAUCGAUCAAAUAGCCCAAACAGUGAAGCGGAAAGUACAGAUGAAGAACUCGUGGUUGUGCACAAUUCUGCAUCUGGGGAAAGCGUUGAAGGUAGGAACUGGUGAAGAAGAAUUUAGGUUCCAAAGGGUUUCGUUUUAAAUGGAAUGAAGGUGUGUUUUUUCUGCAAAACCUAAUAAAGUUGCUCAGCGCGCUGCAUGAGGUUUACAUGUCGAGAAUUCUCCUUAACGUUAUUGGGAGCUUUUGUGAGUGCCUUAGCAACUAGUACCUCAGCUCUAACCAAUUCUGUUUGACUAAUUUACAAGCUGAAUAAAUUGCCUUUUAGCGUCUUGGUGUUUCCUUUUAAACACAUCUUUCCUCAUAAUUUCACCCUGCAUUAGCGAACGAUGUAAACGACGAAGGAGCUACAUGCAGUAUCACCGACGGUGGCUCAUCGGCUUCUUCCAAGCGGACGGGUUGGAUUGCGAGUAUCUUUGGUUCUUCUAAACCCCUCACGGCAGGUAACUCCGGCCAGGAGUUGGAAGAAACUUCAGAAACAGAUGGGGGUGUCAAAAAGAAAUCUGAAAAAACGAAAAAAGAAGAACACCUCUCAGUGCCUUCGAAAGGUAAGUAAUAAAUAAAAAUGCGAUUAAAUAAAUCAGUGGAAUUAAACACUGGCUCUUCGUUUACCGUUUUCUGGUCAAACUUGAAUUUGGAGUCUUUGCCUUUUUUUCAAGGGGGGGGGGGGAGGAAUGGGGGGGUAGUAGUGGGAGAAGACACUGAUAUCCAGGAACGGGAACGGUACACUUUAACAGCGCAGGGACCCCAAAAACGGUACACUUAAGCCGCGCAGGGAUCCAAAACCUCCCUCUUUUUAUCGUUCCACGCCAUUACUGUGCCCCGUUCACCACGCCAUCAACACGAAUACGUUUUCGUUUGAAAAUGCAUAAUUUGUGAAGCGUUCUAACCCGUAAACGCUGAUGAGACUUAACGGUUAAAAAGUGAAUGCGUCUUCAGAAUGCUGUGAUUCCUCUGUGGACAAGUGAAAACGGAGGCUUUUUAAAACAACAGCAAAAAAAUGCGCCACGCACUGUUGCUUUCGUCCGUGUUUUGGGUGUUACAGUGAGAACGAUAGUCGAAAACGCACUAAAGUGUAUGCGCUCUCUCGUAAUUUCGCCAAGUUUCGAUAUCUUUUGCCAACACAAUCAUCUUGUCCUCCUUAUCACUUUCAGUUUUGAAGGAACGACUCGACUACACUCUACGGGAGGGAUACAUGGAAACUAAAUACUUGUCAGCGGUCACGUCUCAUACAUCGUACUGGUAUUCAUGUGAUGUGGCACGGUGCAUCCUUGAGAAUUGCCUGGAUCCAGGACAAAAUUUGGACCAGUCUUAA